This is a messenger RNA of Ziziphus jujuba (common jujube), 1312 nucleotides long. RefSeq names its product probable membrane-associated kinase regulator 1. Bases 126 to 1211 code for a protein of 361 amino acids. Lineage: Eukaryota; Viridiplantae; Streptophyta; Magnoliopsida; Rosales; Rhamnaceae. The record is from RefSeq and is a predicted model, not a curated record. Gene Ontology annotation, molecular function: kinase inhibitor activity. Gene Ontology annotation, cellular component: plasma membrane. The transcript has 2 exons.
AACGAAUCCCUUUCUAUAGUUUACACUCAAAAACCAUUUUUCUACACCUCCGAGCAAGAGCAGUGAGAGAGAUAGUCAAAGAGAGACACAGAGAUAGAUAAUGUAGCAAAGCAAAACCAGAAGACAUGGGUAGGAGAUUAGACAACAAAACUCCCAAAUCCCACACACUUCCAUCUUCACCAUCCCACUCAUUCUCUUCCUCUUCAUCCUCAGACUUCGAGUUCACCAUCUCAGUCUCUCCACGCAAAUCCUCCACCGUACUCUGUCCCGCCGACGAGCUCUUCUACAAAGGCCAGCUCCUCCCUCUCCACCUCUCAUCUCGACUUUCGAUGGUCCGAACCCUCCUCUUAGCCUCCUCGAGCACCUCCUCUUCCUCCGACACCACCACCGUUGAUUCCCGAGACUCCACCGGAAGUUCUAACGACUCCCACUCUUCCUUCAGCAGCGAUCUUGUCCUCCUCGCCGCCUCCGCCGAGUCCUGCGACUCUUCCAGACCCAGCUCAGUCGCCGCCGAGGACGACGAAUUCAAACGCCUCAACAACUCCAACAAUAUUCAUCUUCAAACCCAGAUCAAGAAGAGCAACAAGUACUUUUCUUUGUCCAGAUUCUCUUCGGUUUUCAAGAAGGAUCCGAAACAGAGAGACUCGGAUAAUAAUAACAUAUCCGGGUUGUCGUCGUCGUCGGUGAAGAAAUUGAGCUCCACUGCUAAAGAAGUGAUACGGAAGUAUUUCAAGAAAGUGAAGCCGUUGUAUGAGAAACUAUCUCAGAAACAGAAAAUGGAAAACUCUGUAAAUUACUCUGUUUACUCUGUUUCUAAGAAAACAGAGAGAUCGAAUGCAGGAACAGAGUUAUUAUCAUCAGGUAAUAAGAGUUACAGUAAAGAGAAUAAUGGAGGAACUGGUGGGUUUUCUCAUUCGUUUUCAGGGAAUCUGAAGUACCCAAGAAGAAGUAGCUGCGUGUCGAGCUGUCCGUCGUCGAUGAGGUCGUCACCGACUCAUUCCGGCGUGCUUUGCCGGCCGGGGUUGAAUGGAAACGGUGGUGUUAAAGCAACAGGAGGAGGUAUGUAUUACGACACGUCGUCGAUGGAAGAGUUGCAGAGUGCGAUACAAGGCGCAAUUGCUCAUUGCAAAAACUCGUUGAUUCAGAGCUCUAAGGCUACGGGGAUGGGACAAAACUACGACUCUAAAAGGGAUGACCUGCCGUCAUUUUAGCACUGCAUUGAAAAAUUUUUAUUUUUAUUUUUUCGAUUUAGUAGGGAUUUGAAUUCUGACUUUAUAAUUAUAAUUAGAAAUAAAUAUUUUAAAUUUAUUAA